Zonotrichia albicollis (white-throated sparrow) is the source of this 2074-nucleotide messenger RNA. Lineage: Eukaryota; Metazoa; Chordata; Aves; Passeriformes; Passerellidae. The record is from RefSeq and is a predicted model, not a curated record.
AUGUAAGCAUCUCUGUGUCAUCUUUACAAAGCAAAGAGAAUAUUUCCUUACUGGGAAAUAGGAGGCUUUAUUUUGACACUCAUGCCUUGGUAUGCCUCUUGGAAGAAAAAGGGUUCACUACUCAGCAGUCGGAGGUCAUUGUAUCUGCAUUAGUGAAAAUCAUGAACAGCAACCUGGAUAUGAUUUACAAGGACAUGGUCACCAAAGUACAGCAGGAAAUUGCACUUCAGCAAGUUAUGUCCCAUAUUGCUGGUGUGAAAAAGGACAUGAUUAUUUUGGAAAAAAGUGAAUUUUCAGCACUUCGUGCAGAAAAUGAGAAAAUAAAACUUGAGCUCCAACAGAUAAAGAAGCAAGUCACGGAUGAAAUUAACAAAGUUCAUGCAGAUAACAAGUUAAACCUAAACCUGGAGAAGAGCAGAGUAAAAGAACUGUAUUCACUUAAUGAAAGAAAACUACUUGAAAUGAGGACAGAAAUAGUGGAAUUGCACGCACAACAAGACCGAGCUCUGACCCAAACAGACAGAAAAAUUGACACAGAAGUUGCAGAUCUGAAAACAAUGCUCGAAACGCACAAGCUUGAUAAUAUUAAAUACUUAGCAGGUUCAGUAUUUACAUGCCUUACUGUAGCACUGGGAUUUUAUCGUUUAUGGAUAUAACAAAACACGAAUUUAAAGGGACUUCUUUGCCUGAGAUUCUGAAAAAAGGAAGUUUUUUGUCUUUACCUGAAUUUUUAACAAAAUCUUGACUGUUUUAUUUAUUAUUUUAUAAAGCAGACUGUGUUGAGAAUGUAACCAAAGACGUGCCUAAAAACAAACUGUGCACAUACCAUGCCAACAUUGAACCUCACCUCUGACGGAAGCGCUUCUGCUGUUUCCCUCCGUUCUGAGCUGCAGGGCACCUGCUGCUGCCUUCGUGUAGGCAAAGACUGGCAUUCCUGACAAUGGAUGGGCCUACAUGCUGCAGAGAAAAUCAAUGGAAUUUUGUUCCAUUGCCUGCUUAGGCAGGUUGGCCAGACUCAGUUGCAUGUGUUGGACUGAAGUAUUUAUUAUUAGUGUAAAACUGAAGCUACGUGUUCUGUGGCUUGGAGGCACUCUUGUAUAAGUGGAGUUUGUGCUAACUGAAUCAUGCUCACUUCCCUCCCUCUAACACUUGUUCUUACAGUUACUAUGAUCAAAUAUUUGUUUGGCUAUUUUUGUAACAUAGCUAUCAGGUUUUUUUCCAGAUGGCUGCCCAAUCAGUUGUGUUCAUGAACGAGUCCUGUGUAAAGAUAGCAGUGUUUUCUGCUGGUUUUGUUUGUAAGGUAUUUCUAGAGAUUUUUGUGACUAACUUGCCUUUGGUAGAUGUAAGUAUCUGAUACUCAUUCCAUAUGCUAAUUGCUUACCUUAUCACUGUAACUGGAAGUUGAAAAUGCAGUAACCUACACUGGUUGUGUUAAUUUGUCCUUAGGUGAUACAAAGUGUCUCAGGUGCUGCCUUCUUGAUGAGAAGGAAUUGAUGCUUCUACAAAGGAAAGAGGUUUUAAAUGGUGGUUAUGAAACAGGCUCUUAGGCAAGAGAACUGCAGUACCAACAGUCUUCUGGGGGGUUUACUGUUUCAUUUCUUAAAAAAUCAUGUUGAUUCUUCAAAUUUGGAACUCUGAUAGUGGUGACAAUAAUUGAAGCAGCAGUGGACACCUGUAAAAAUGUUAAACCCACAUGAAUCAGGAAGUGCCACUGAAAGCAGUGAAGAUGUCCAGUGUAUCCAGGUAUCUGUCAUUCUUGCACUAAGGAGAUGAUUGUUUUAGUAGGAGAGCUGCCAUCUGUGUUCCUUCACUUAAGGGAAAUUUUCCUUUCUGCUUAGGGGAGGAGGGGAGCUUAGUUUUUGCACUGGUGAUAAAUGCUGUUAGAGCACAAUAAUGGCUUUGCUAAAUGAAAGUAAAGCUUUUUGGCUACUUUGUGCCUGUAUUGUAAUAACCAUUUAACAUUUUUGUGGUUGGAAGUGCCAACUUUGAUCAUGUCCAAGUUCGGAGGAAGAGAUGGAUGCCUGUAACAGUACUGUACUGGCCUGAAAUAAAGAAUUUUGAAUAUUUCAUAGAA